AGGCAGUUCCUGUUCGUGGUCACCUUCUCCACCUUCCUGCUGUGCUGUGUGGAGUAUGAUGUCCUCUUUGCCAACCGGCCACUCAACCACACCAGUGGGGCAGCCGCCGACCGCAGCAAGGUGACACUGCCCGAUGCCAUCCUGCCUGCCCCACAAUGUGCCCAGAGUGAGGAGCAGGGCUGGGAGCUGUCGGUGGUGGUGAUGCCGUGCGUGUUCUGGCUGUACCGGCUGGGGAAGGUGCUGUGCAGCCUGCUGAGCUACUGGGAGAUCCGCACCUUCUACAUCAAAGCCCUCAACAUCCCCUCGGAAGGGCUGUGCAACUACAGCUGGCAGGAGGUGCAGGCGCGGCUGAUCUCGCUGCAGCGCCAGCAGCAGAUGUGUGUGCACAAGCGGGAGCUGACGGAGCUGGACAUCUACCACCGUAUCUUGCGCUUCAAGAACUACACAGUGGCCAUGGUCAACAAGUCACUGCUGCCCGUCCGCUUCCACCUGCCACUGCUGGGCCCCAUUGUCUUCCUCACCCAGGGCCUCAAGUACAACCUGGAGCUGCUCCUCUUCUGGGGCCCCGGCUCCCUUUUCCAGAACAAGUGGAGCCUGCGGCCACAGUGCAAGCGUGCAGGUGCCCGUCGGGAGCUGGCCCGGCGUCUGGCACGCACCAUGGUGCUGGUGGGGUUGGCCAACCUGCUGCUCUGCCCCUGCGUGCUGGUCUGGCAGCUCCUCUAUGCCUUCUUCAGCUACGCCGAGGUCAUCAAGCGGGAGCCGGGCAGCCUGGGCGCCCGCCGCUGGUCCCUCUACGGCCGCCACUACCUGCGGCACUUCAACGAGCUCAACCAUGAGCUGCAGGCACGGCUGAGCCGCGGAUACAAGCCAGCCACCAAGUACAUGAACUCCUUCACCAGCCCACUGCUCACCGUGCUGGCCAAGAACAUUGGCUUCUUUGCCGGCUCCAUCCUGGCUGUGCUCAUCGUCCUGACCGUCUAUGAUGAGGACGUGCUGACGGUGCAGCACAUCCUCACUGCCAUCCCACUGCUGGGGCUGGUGGUCACUGUGGCCAGAUCCUUCAUCCCUGAUGAGCACACAGUGUGGUGUCCAGAGCAGCUACUGCAGCGUGUCCUGGCCCACAUCCACUACAUGCCUGACCACUGGCAGGGCAAUGCCAGCCGGUCGGAGACGCGCAGUGAGAUGGCCCAGCUCUUCCAGUACAAGGCGGUGUUCAUCCUGGAG
This is a messenger RNA of Nestor notabilis (Kea), 1224 nucleotides long. RefSeq names its product autophagy-related protein 9A-like. Gene Ontology annotation, cellular component: autophagosome; phagophore assembly site. Lineage: Eukaryota; Metazoa; Chordata; Aves; Psittaciformes; Psittacidae. Gene Ontology annotation, biological process: protein localization to phagophore assembly site; autophagy of mitochondrion. The record is from RefSeq and is a predicted model, not a curated record.